This is a messenger RNA of Naegleria lovaniensis, 1629 nucleotides long. RefSeq lists its product as uncharacterized. Gene Ontology annotation, molecular function: GTP binding; GTPase activity. The record is from RefSeq and is a predicted model, not a curated record. Lineage: Eukaryota; Heterolobosea; Eutetramitea; Acrasida; Naegleriidae. The transcript is spliced from 3 exons. The coding region runs from base 1 to 1629 and encodes 542 amino acids.
AUGUCAUCCUUGUUGGACUUUGGUGAAUUGGAUUACGUCAAUCCCGAAAGAGAGACUCAUCCAACCUCGCACAACAACAAACGAGAAAACUUUAACGAAUUUUCGAAUGAAACUGCCGAGGGAGUUGGACAUCAACAACAACAACAACAUGAUGAUGACAGAGGUUAUUUUCCUCCGAUGAGUAGUGGCAGUUAUGAAGGAGCUUCUUCCAAUCCCAAUGAAACACUAUUUCAAUUCAUAAACCAAUACAUGCAAGAUGAAGAGCAUUAUAACCAUCAUGAAAAUCAAGAUAGCUCCGUAGUGGUGAUUGAUGUUAAUGAAAAAGCAAAGCAGUCAUUACUCAACGAAAAGAAAAAGAAAAAAGAACGAGCCGUUGUUGUGGAUAAAGUUGAAUAUGGCAGUGAUGGAAAUCAUGAUUCCAAUGAAAAAACAGACUACAUAUUGACCAUUUAUGUGAAACGAUUAUCGAUUGAUUUAGUAACGCACAUUUUUUCAUUUCUCCCUGUUUCCACAUCGACACUGCUAUCAAAGGCCUUUGAAAAAUCUUUUGAUUCAACAAACUAUCGACUACUUUAUCAAUUUGUGUAUAAUCAUUUUUAUUCAGUGCAGCAUGAUCAAGUUUACAAAAAACUUGAUACUUCCUGGAGAGAGACAUUAUUGGGAUUGGUUUUGCUUCAAUACCGAGAAAAGGAAAAGGUGUUGGACGCCAAAUUUCCACACGCUUCAGCAAAACUCUCUCAGCCAUUUGGCUUUAUUGAAAAUAACAAACUCAUUUCAAUGCCAUCUCUUGAUGCAUACACAACCAAGAAAUACAAAUUCACUGUUAUUACUUACGAGAAAUAUAACACUAAAGACAUACUAACAGAGUUUAAUAAGAAGAACCAUUCCUCAAUUUUGAUCGACGAUGUACAUACGGUUCAAUACGAAAUGAAUUUUGUGGGAUAUUUAAUACCAAGUGCACACGAUUUUUCCCUUUUUGCAGAAGUAGAUGCUAUCAUUUUGACCUACAAUGUUUUGGAUUUCAAUUUAUUUUACACUCUUUCAUCUUGGAUUAAUUUAUUGGAGAUGGUAGCUCCUGAAAUACCUGUAAUACUAGUUGGAACUCAUGCCAAUUUACGGAAAAACAGUCAUAUUUUAUCUCAAUUAAAAGAUCAAAAGAAAUAUGUCAUGAGAGCGAUGGACUGUGUGCAAUUGGCAAAAAGAUUUAAUAUUCUUUCGUAUUUUGAAAUAGAUGCUUUUCCUCACAUUGGAAAAGAUUGGAGUUUUGCUUCUCACAAGAAUGAUGAUGAUUCUCCACAAGAAAGUGAUUGUCAACUGUCAACAAACCAAGAAUCAACACAACAAGAAGAAAAAGAAGAAUAUUCUUCAAAUCAUGAGCAAGAUGCAGCCAUUGAUGAAACACCUCACAUUGACAGUAUUAACGAUAUUUUACAUUUAGACAAGCCAUCCAUGUCCUUAAUCGAAAUGCCACCUGAAUUAUCUCAACAAAUUUAUCACAUCAUUCGUGGAUCAGCCAUUGCCUCUCACCUCUUUCAAAAACAUCACAAUAGUUUGUAUUGGAAUUUAUGGAAUGCUACUUCCUCUCUCUAUAGAGAGUGUAUACCAUCAACCAAAUGUACUCUUCAAUAA